AUGGCUGCGCCUGGUAGCAGGUCCGAGCGGCCACAACUCCCAGAGUACAGCGGCAGCUACGUGGUGUCGCGGCCGGUCUACAGCGAGCUGGCCUGGGAGGAGCAGCACGAGCGGCGCCUGCAGGAGCGCAGGACACUGCGGGAGCGCCUGGCCAAGGGCUGCAGUUGUUCAAGAAAGAGAGCCCUUCAUGUACUGAAGACUCUUCUGCCCAUUUUGGAGUGGCUCCCCAAAUACCGAGUCAAGGAAUGGCUGCUUAGUGACAUCAUUUCAGGAAUUAGUACUGGACUAGUGGCUACAUUACAAGGCAUGGCAUACGCUCUACUAGCUGCAGUUCCUGUUGGAUAUGGCCUCUACUCCGCUUUUUUUCCUAUCUUGACAUAUUUUAUCUUUGGAACAUCAAGACACAUCUCAGUUGGACCUUUCCCAGUGGUCAGUUUAAUGGUGGGAUCUGUUGUUCUGAACAUGGCUCCUGAUGAACACUUUAUCAGUAAUGAGACUACAUCAAAUGCUACCGUGAUAGAUUUUGCAGCUAGAGAUAAAGAGAGAGUAUUGAUUGCAAGCACCCUUACUCUUUUGGUUGGGAUUAUACAGUUGAUAUUUGGAGGUUUGCAGGUUGGAUUCAUAGUGAGGUACUUGGCAGAUCCUUUGAUUGGUGGAUUCACAACCGCUGCAGCUUUCCAAGUGCUGGUCUCACAGCUAAAGAUUGUCCUCAAUGUUUCAACCAAAAACUAUAAUGGAGUUCUCUCCAUUAUCUAUACGCUGGUUGAGAUUUUUCAGAACGUUGGUAGUACCAAUAUUGCUGAUUUCGUUGCCGGCUUACUCACCAUUAUCAUCUGUAUGGUAGUUAAGGAAUUAAAUGAUCGAUUUAAACACAAAAUCCCCAUCCCUAUUCCUAUAGAAGUUAUUGUGACAGUAAUUGCUACUGCUGUUUCAUAUGGAGCCAACCUGGAAAAAAAUUACAAUGCUGGCAUUGUUAAAUCCAUCCCAAGGGGGUUUUUGCCUCCUGUGAUUCCACCUGUGAGCUUGUUUUCUGAGAUGAUGACUGCGUCAUUUUCCAUUGCUGUGGUUGCUUACGCUAUUGCAGUGUCUGUAGGAAAAGUGUAUGCCAUCAAGUAUGAUUACGCCAUUGAUGGGAACCAGGAAUUCGUCGCCUUUGGGAUCAGCAACAUCUUCUCAGGAUUCUUCUCUUGUUUUGUGGCCACCACUGCCCUGUCACGCACCGCCGUCCAAGAGAGCACUGGGGGAAAGACACAGAUUGCUGGCAUCCUCUCGGCUGUGAUUGUGAUGGUCGCCAUUGUUGCCCUGGGGAAGCUGCUGGAACCCCUGCAGAAGUCGGUGUUGGCAGGUGUUGUGAUCGCCAACCUGAAAGGGAUGUUUAUGCAAGUGUGUGAUGUCCCUCGUCUAUGGCGGCAGAAUAAGGUUGAUGCUGUUAUCUGGGUGUUCACCUGCCUAGCAUCCAUCAUUCUGGGGCUGGACCUCGGCUUACUAGCUGGCCUUAUGUUUGCAUUACUGACUGUGGUCCUGAGAGUUCAGUUUCCCUCAUGGAGCAGCCUUGGAAGCUUCCCUAACACAGACAUCUACAAAAGUACCAAGGUUUACAAAAACAUUGCAGAACCUGAAGGAGUGAAGAUUCUUAGAUUUUCUAGUCCGAUUUUUUAUGGCAACAUCGAUGGCUUAAAAAAGUCUAUCAAAUCCACAGUUGGAUUUGAUGCUGUUCGAGUGUAUAAUAAGAGGCUCAAAGCACUGAGAAAGAUACAGAAACUCAUCAAAAAAGGGCAGUUAAGAGCAACAAAGAAUGGCAUUAUAAGUGAUGCUGGUUCAUCGAACAAUGCUUUCGAGCCUGAUGAAGAUAUUGAAGAUCCAGAAGAACCUGAUAUCCCAACCAAGGAAAUAGAGAUUCAAGUGGAUUGGAAUUCUGAUCUUCCAGUCAAAGUGAAUGUUCCAAAAGUGCCAAUGCAUAGCCUCGUGCUUGACUGUGGGGCUGUGUCUUUCUUGGAUGUUGUUGGUGUGAGAUCAUUGAGAAUGAUUGUCAAAGAAUUCCAAAGAAUUGAUGUGAAUGUGUACUUCUCAUCGCUUCAAGACCAUGUGAUAGAAAAGCUGGAGCAAUGUGGUUUCUUUGAUGAUAACAUUAGAAAGGACAUUUUCUUUUUAACUGUCCACGACGCUAUACUCUAUCUACAGAGCCAGGUUAAAUCCCAACAAGUUCAAGAUUCCAUUUUAGAAACGAUAACCCUCAUCCAAGACUCUAAAGAUCCUCUUGAAUUAAUGGAAGCAGAGUUAAUUGAAGAAGAACUUGAUGUUCAGGAUGAGGCUAUGCGGAGGCUUGCUUCCUGAGAGAGAGAGUGGGCUCAAGGAGAUCACCAUGAGCAGGGACUGUGAAGCAAAAUUUCCCCACCCAUGUCAUUCUAUGCAAACGUUUUCUGCUUUGACAAUUUCUUUGGACUUGAAACACUCAUUCUUUUUCCAUUAGAUUUUUAAAAUCUUUGUCCCCACCCCCGCCUUAGCCAUUGGAAGAGGAGCACUAAGAUUGUU
Messenger RNA from Loxodonta africana (African savanna elephant), 2532 nucleotides. RefSeq names its product solute carrier family 26 member 4 (gene SLC26A4). Gene Ontology annotation, biological process: transmembrane transport. Gene Ontology annotation, molecular function: secondary active sulfate transmembrane transporter activity; bicarbonate transmembrane transporter activity; oxalate transmembrane transporter activity. Bases 1 to 2334 code for a protein of 777 amino acids. Lineage: Eukaryota; Metazoa; Chordata; Mammalia; Proboscidea; Elephantidae. The record is from RefSeq and is a predicted model, not a curated record. The transcript is spliced from 20 exons. Gene Ontology annotation, cellular component: plasma membrane.